Molecule: messenger RNA, 11997 nt
Organism: Trichomonas vaginalis G3
Lineage: Eukaryota; Parabasalia; Trichomonadida; Trichomonadidae
Product: dynein light chain binding
Exons: 1
Coding region: 1-11997 (3998 amino acids)
Biological process (GO): microtubule-based movement
Cellular component (GO): dynein complex
Molecular function (GO): ATP binding; minus-end-directed microtubule motor activity; dynein intermediate chain binding
Source: RefSeq, a predicted model, not a curated record
AUGGCUGAUAAUCCUAAAGCCAAUACCCUAAAAAAUAGAUUAAUUCCAAAUCAAUCAGCACAUAUUCAGAAAGUUACAUUGGAGACAUCGAUCCAUGGAGGAAGAUCGAUGUCACGCUCUAGUAAAUUAAAAAAUCCAAGUUCAAAGCUAGAGCCAUUGAAACAAGAUCAAGCAAUCAAACCACAAUAUGCUAGAGAGCAAGGUGAAACUCUUGCUUCUUUAACAUCGCCGUUUCAAUUUGUUGAAUAUGCUCGCAAAAACAAUUUGGAAGGAGAUUUUGUAUAUUUAGAACCACAAAAUAUUGAAGAAGACGAAAACAAUCCUACACGUCUCAGAAUUGUACCUCCAUCUAAAAUUAAUAAAAAUGAUUUUUGGACGAUAAGUCUUGCUGGCUUAAGCCAUGUCAAAAACUCUGUCGUCGAUUUCAUUCCACUCGAAGAUUGGCUCCGCUCAUGUGAAUUAUUCAAGAAAAUUAUGAAAAUUCCAUUUUUCAAACAUUACCAUCAAUGGAAGAACUUUACAGCAUGGAAACGUUCAGUUCUUAGAAACGAAAUGAAUACUUCAAUGUCAGCACUUCGCGAUCAUUAUUUCCUCGUACAUCCAAUUCUUCGACCAUCUUUCUUCCAAAUUCAAAAAGAAAUUCAAUCAUUACAUCAAAUCAAGCUAUUCAGCUUCAGAGGAAACAGUCUUUACACUCUCGAGGAGUUUCAGCAUCAAAGCGACCAUUAUCUUGCAGAAAUUACUGAAAAGUUGAACGGAUUCAUCGAGCGCGUUACAGAAAUGGUUCAAGUUGCUUGCGAUAAGACAAUGAACACUCUCAGUAGCCUUACAGUUACAGAUGGCUCUGUUCAAACUUCUCCACUCGAUCAUUUACUUUCUCAAUACGAAAAAGCAGCUCAUCGUGGUGUAACCAAUGCAUUUGAUAGCGGUCCAUCACUUACAUUCACACAACGUGCAGCAAAUCGUACAAUGUGCGGUAAACUUGUCAAAUUUAUUAAAUUGGUCGACGCUUGCAUCGUUUCUGCACUCAGAACAGUUUGUUUCAAUUCAUUCAUCGAAUUCUACUGCAUUAUCAGCAGCCUUCAUAAACGUUCAUUGAAAUUAUUAAAUUCAAACGAAAUGAAACCACUUCCAGAGCUUAUUUUACCGAGUGAAUUCUCUCCUGUCUUCCCAUUCAUCAAUCAGAAGGCCACAGAAUUCUUCGAAACCCCAGUUUUCGCUGUAAAUAUUAAUCUUUCCAAAGAAGUUGUCUGGACACCAAACGAAGGCACAGUUCUUAACAUCAUUGCCCAAAUCCGUAAAGACUGCUGCCAAGUUCUUUACAAUGUACCACGUUUAAUCCUAAAUCCAGCAUUUCGUCAGUACAUUUCACCAGAUGGCUCGAACGAUCGCAACAAGAGCGACAAGAUACCAGCUCCUGAUCUCAAAGCCAUCAUAGAAAGCGAUAAAGUUUUCAGUGAUAUCAUCGACCAUCAAAAUAAUGUCAUAAAGGAAGCCUUUAAGAGUCUUCAGGUUUUCUCAGCCGAUUUCAAGGAAGCUAUCCAGAUUUUCGAAACAAACGAAAAGUUCAACGCAAACGCAUAUCUCGAAAACGGAAUUACUCCACCAGAACUUGCACAAGCCAUCAAGAAAUACAACGGAGAAAUCGAAUAUCUCGCUACAAUACACGAAAAGAGUGAAGUUGGUCUCUUCAGUUGCUUCGCAAAGGAAAUGAAGCAAAGAUUCCAACGAUCACCAGUCGAAUGCUUAAACCAAAUCAAAAUUACACUUCCUCUUAUUACUCGCAAACUACUAUCAGAGUUUUCUGACAAAAUCAGAACAGCUCAUACAAAAUUAUUCGCUCCUAUCGAUGAUGUAUCGUCCUACGUUAACUACUUAUCUGCCUCCGAACAGUAUCUUAACGAAGGCGACGAUUUCCAGCAUCGCGCCGACGCAAUUCGCGAUUUCUACGCAAUUGCGGCCGAUAUCAACGUAACAAUCACUCUUGAUGAGCAAACAGAGUACCAAUCAUUAUUACCUGUCUUCGAUGAAGUCAAACGUGCUCUUUCUCUUGCCGGAGAAACGAAACAAACUCUCAUGCCGAAGUUUACACAACAACUCGAGAAACUCAUUGCACAAUUACACUCUAAUGUUCUCGAUGUUGCACAGUUCUCUCUCGACAAGCGUCUUGGCGAUCCAAAGACAACAAUAGACGAAGCAAACGCAUUCCUUAAGGAUGUUUGCGCUCGUUUGGAUGUUGUCAAAACCGCUUCUGACAAUUAUCACAGAUAUCAGAAAGCUAUGAAUAUUCCUGUCACCAGAUUCGAAGAUGUCGAAGAGCUUACGAAGGAAAUCACAUUAAAGAAGCUUCUCUGGGACACGAAACAGAAGUGGAAGCAGUUGACAGAAGAAUGGUCGAACAAACCGUUUUCUACGAUCAAUCCACAAAGUAUGGCAGAAGUUAUCCAAGAAUAUCAACUCAAUGUCACUAAAGUUGUUAAGGGAUUACCAGGAAACGUUGUCGCCGCUGAACUUAAGGUUUCUAUCACUGAUUACGCGACAUUGUUACCUAUUGUUACUGAUCUCAAGAACCCUGCAUUGAAGAAGAGAUUCUUGGAACAAAUCACACAAUUGCUUGGCGCAAAUAUUUUCGGAGACGAACAGUUCAAGUUCGGAAAACUCUUCGAAUUACGCGCUUUCAAUUAUGCGGAACAAAUUGCAGCAAUCAGUUCACAAGCUACAAACGAACAAGCCCUUCACGACAUGUUGCAGAAUGUUCAGAAGAUGGUCAGCAAACUUGUCUUCAUCAUGACACAAUCGAAACAAAACACUCACGCAUAUAUUUUCGGCGGUUUCGAUGAUAUUUUGACACAGUUAGAUGAAGCACAAUCCAUUGUUUCAACUGUUAGAUCAUCCAGAUACAUUGCAGCAUUAAGAACACAAGCUGAUGAAUGGGCGAGACAGUUGAGAUUGUUCUCAAGUACAUUGGAAGCUUUGAUGACAUGUCAAAGAGGUUAUGUCUAUUUGAGUAACGUUUUCUCGACAUCUGAUAUCCAAAGACAAUUACCACAAGAAGCAACUGCUUUCUACCAAGUUGAAAAGAUGUGGUUGCAAAUGUCUAAAGAUGCACAUGAAAACGAUCCUUCUGCAUUCAAGUUCUGCACAAAUCAAAAGAUUCAAGCUGAUUUGGAUAACGCGAAUAAAUCACUUGAACAAAUACAAAAGGCUUUGGAGAAUUUCUUGGAAACAAAGAGAAUCGCGUUCCCUCGUUUCUACUUCCUUUCAAACGACGAUCUUCUCGAUAUCCUCGCCAAGUCAAAGAAUCCAGAAGCUGUUCAACCUCAUCUCAAAAAGAUUUUCGAAGGAAUUUACAAACUCGAAAUCACAAAUACAGAUGGAUUCCAAACUGCUGUCGCUCUGAUCUCCGCAGAAGGAGAAUCAGUUCCAUUGAGAACAGGCGGUGUCAAGCUACAAGGUGCUGUUGAAGCUUGGCUCAGCGCUGUUGAAGAAAACGCACAAAGAGCAUUGAGAAUGCACACUAAAAACGCAUUGCAUUCUUACGCGGAAUCAGUAAGAGAAGACUGGAUUCCACAACAGCCAGGCCAGAUUGUUCUUUCUGUUACACAGAUAGAUUGGUGCGAGCGUGUUGAAGCAGCAUUACAAUCAGGAAAUCCAGAAGAAGGUUUGAUCGAAGUAAACAAGGAAACAGAAGAAAAUUUGGCAACUUUGGCAAAAUUUGUCAGAUUAGAUUUGACAGAUUUAGAGCGUACAACGAUUUCCGCAUUGAUUACAAUGGAUGUACACUCCAGAGAUAUCAUCACUGAUAUGAUCAAGAUGAAAGUCUCCAAUAUCAAUGAUUUCGAAUGGUUCAAACGCCUGAAAUAUUAUUGGGAUGAAGUGAACAAAGAAGUUGUUGUCCACCAAACAAAUACAUCAUUCAGAUACGGAUACGAAUACCUCGGCUGCACACCACGUCUUGUCAUCACUCCUCUCACUGAUAGAUGCUAUUUGACAUUGACAGGUGCUUUGCAUUUACACCUUGGUGGUUCUCCAGCUGGUCCUGCAGGUACAGGCAAGACAGAAACAGUUAAAGAUCUUGCGAAGGCUUUAGCUAUUUUCUGUGUCGUUUUCAACUGUUCCGAUACAGUUACUGUCUUCCAGAUGUCCACAUUCUUCAGAGGUCUUGCACAGGCAGGUGCAUGGUCUUGCUUCGAUGAAUUCAACCGUAUCAACAUCGAAGUUCUUUCUGUUAUUGCUGAGCAGUUUAACUGCAUCAGAUUGGCUCUUUGCGCUGAACAAAAGAGAUUCGAUUUCGAAGGACUCAACAUCGCAUUGAAUCCUCGUGUCGGAUGCUUCAUUACAAUGAACCCAGGUUACGCAGGACGUACAGAACUUCCUGAUAACUUGAAGGCUUUGUUCAGACCUGUUUCCAUGAUGAUUCCUGAUUACACAUUGAUUGCUGAAAUCAUGUUGUAUUCUCAAGGUUUCCAGGAAGCAAAGAGAUUGUCCCAGAAGAUGACAAAACUCUACAAACUCAGCUCCGAAAUGCUUUCUCAACAAGAUCACUACGAUUUCGGUAUGAGAGCUCUUAAAUCCGUCUUAGUUAUGGCUGGUUCUCUUAAACGUUCUAAUCCAGAUGUUUCUGAAGAUUUGACUUUGAUUAGAGCCAUGAGAGAUUCAAACCUCGCGAAGUUCUUGAACGAAGAUAUUCCUUUGUUCAACGGUAUUGUUUCAGAUCUUUUCCCUGGUGUCGAAAUUGUCGACAAAAUGGAAGAAUAUCUCACAAGAGCUAUCAAAGAAACAACAGAAUCAAUGGGAUUACAAGCAACAGAUUUCGUCAUUUCAAAGGUUGCUCAACUUCAUGACGCAAUGAGAUUCAGACACGGUGUUAUGUUGGUCGGUCCAACAUGUGGUGGUAAAUCCACUGUCAUGCAAAUUCUCGAGAAAACUAACACAACACUUUCUGAAACUCUCGCUGAUUACAACCCUGUUAAACACUACAUCAUGAAUCCAAAGUCAUUGACAAUGUUCGAAUUGUACGGUGAACAAGACAUGGAUACACAGGAAUGGCGUGAUGGUUUAAUCGCUAUUAUCUUCAAUGAAUGCGUUGAGAAAACAGAAAAAGAAGAACAAUGGAUUGUUUUCGAUGGACCUGUCGAUGCUUUGUGGAUUGAAAACAUGAACACAGUUCUUGAUGAUAACAAAUUGCUUUCUCUCGCUAACUCAAAGCGUAUCAAGAUGACACCAUUCAUGCAUCUUUUGUUUGAAGUCCAAGAUCUCGCAGUUGCUUCUCCAGCUACUGUUUCUCGUUGCGCAAUGGUUUAUGUUGAUCCAGAAGGUUUAGGAUGGAAGCCUUUCUGCGAUACAGCAAUUGAACAAAGAAUUAAACCAUUGUUAUUGAAGAACGAGAUUCACGUACAAAGAUUCCGUGAACUGUUGAAUGCCUGCGUUGAUCCAACAUUUGCUUUCUUGAAGGAGAACUGCAAACUCGGAAACAAAUGGGUACCAAUGAACUUAAUCUUCUCUUUGUUCAACUUAUUCGAGUGCUUAAUCACAGAAGCCGUUGAAAACAAAGAAGUUAAACUCGAUCCAAUCGAAUCAGAUCCAGAAAUCAUCAGAGUUUUAAGCUCUUUCUUCGUUUUCGCUUAUGUUUGGUCAUUUGGUGGUCACGUUUCCGCUCAACAAAGAUUGCAAUUCGAUACUUGCGCCCGUGAUAUCUUUGUUUCGAUGACACCUUUGCCAUCACGUGGAGCAUUGUUUGAUUACCAAUACAAGUGCACAACAAGAGAAUGGGUUCCAUGGUCAGAAAUCCUUCCGAAGUUCGAAUACGGAGCAUCAAAGAAAGACGACGAAGAUGAAGAUGCAGAUGACAAGAAAGGUGGAAAAGUCAAAUUCCAUUCAUUACUUGUUCCAACAGUUGAUACAACGAGAUUCUCCUUCUUGAUUAAACUGUUGAUCAAAUACAACCACGGUAUCUUCCUUCGUGGUUCAUCCGGUGUCGGUAAAUCCGUAAUCAUCCAACGCGCAACUAAAGAAUUGGACAGCACUGGCGAAUAUUACAACAUUUCCUGCAUUUUCUCUGCACAUACAACUUCCAAGGCAACACAGGAAAUGAUUGAGUCCAAACUCGAGAGAAAGAGAGGUGUCGCAAUGCAGCCGCCAAGUGGAAAGAAAGGUGUAUGGUUCAUUGAUGAUAUCAACAUGCCAGAACCAGAAUGUUACGGUGCACAACCACCAAUUGAAUUGUUAAGACAGUUCAUUUCGAUGGGAGGAAUGUAUUCCAGACCAUCUCUUCAAUGGAAUGACAUCAGGAAUGUCACAUUGAUUGGCGCAGGUGGUCCAGAUGGUGGCUCAAGAUCUCCUUUGUCUCCAAGAUUCUUGAGAUUCAUGUUCAACCUCGAAUUAACUCCUCCUGACGAUUCAACAUUGUUCAACAUUUUCAAUUCAAUUUUACAACCAUUCUUCUCAGAAUUUUCUGAACCAAUCAGAAACAUGGUUGAAAGAAUUGUUCAUGGAUCAGUUUAUGUUUACUCCGCUGUUGCACAGAACUUCCUUCCAACACCAGAUAAGUCACACUACGUCUUCAACUUGAGAGAUCUCGCAAAUGUCAUUCAAGGUUUGAUGAGAGCUCGUCCUGACAAUAUCCAGUCACCAAACAUCCUCCAAAAGCUUUGGAUGCACGAGAACGUCAGAGUUUACAGUGAUAGACUUAUUUGUGUCGAAGACAGGAAGCAAUUCCAAGACAUUUUGGCAAAUACAAUGAAGAAGAAGAUCGGAAAUGAUGUUUCCGCUGAUGAUGUUUUCGAAUCUCCAUUGAUUUUCUGCGAUUACAUCAGAGGUUUCGUUUCUGAUCAAGAGAGAUUCUACGAAGAAUUACCAACAUACGACAAGGCAAGAAACGUUCUCGAAGAAUACUUCACAGAUUAUCAGUUCUCUCGUCGUUCACAAACAGAUCAAAUUCUCUUCUUCGAUGCUGCAAUUCAACACAUUUCCAGAAUUUGCAGAAUUCUCAGACAACCAAAAGGACACUGUGUCUUAGUCGGUGUUGCAGGUACAGGUAAGAGAACACUCGCACGAUUCGCUUCUUUCGUUUCAGAAUGCGAACUCGGUGAAAUCGAAGUUACUGAUCAUUACACGAUUGAAAACUUCAAAGAAGAUUUGCAGUCAUUCUACAUGAAAUGUGGUGUUGGCGGUAAAAGAAUCGCUUUCAUUAUAUCAGACACACAACUUGUAAAUGAUGAAUUCCUUGAAGUUAUCAACAACGUUUUGAAUACAGGUGAAAUCCCUAAUUUGUUCACACAAGAAGAUCUCGAUAAGAUUUGCAAUGAAAUUGUAAGUUACGCCAAACAAAUUGGAGAAAACGAAUCACGUGAGAACUUGAUUAAAUUGUUCUAUGAACGUGUCAGAGAGAAUUUCCACGUUGUCCUUACAAUGUCACCAGUAGGAGAUUCAUUCAGACACAGAUGCAGAAUGUUCCCAUCAUUAGUUUCAUGCUGCACAAUCAACUGGGUUGAUACAUGGCCAGAUGAAGCUCUUAGAUUAGUUUCUAAGUCAAGAUUCCAAGAAAUCACAGAUGUUCAAAUCGAAGACUUUGCUUCCAAACUAUCAGAUAUUUCAGUUUUCAUUCACAGCAAAGUUGAAGAAUUCGCAAACAGAAUGAAGAAUGAAUUACAUAGAACAUAUUACAUUACUCCCGCUUUGUUCAUCAGAUUCAUUACAUUCUAUCAGUCAUUGUUAGAACUCAGACAAGCCAAACAUCGCCGCGGAAUCAAUCGUCUUGAAGGUGGUGUUCAAAAGCUUUCAGAAGCAAACGCAUUGGUCGAAAAGAUGCAAGCACAACUUUCUAAAUUAGAACCAGUUUUGGCAAGUGCUGCCAAAGCAACAGAAGAAAUGCUUGUUAAAAUCAAGAAAGAUCAAGCUGAAGCAGAUAAAAUGAAGGAGAUCGUUUCUGCAGAAGAAAAAGUUGUUUCCAAACAAGCAGAAGAAGCUGAACAAAUGGCUGCAGAAGCACAAAAAGAACUCGACCAAGUUCUUCCAUUGCUUGAAGAAGCUACAGCACAACUCAAAGGUUUGUCAAGAUCAGAUGUCGCUGAAGUUAGACAGUAUUCAGAUCCACACAUUGCAGUUAGAACAGUUAUGGAAGCCAUCUGUAUUUUGGCUGAAGUUGAACCAACAUGGAAAUCUGCUGUUACAUUAGUUUCUGAUCCAAUGUUCAUUUCUAAGAUUUCUACCAAAUAUUCACAAGAUCACCACGUUCCUCCAACAAUUCUUCGCAAAUUGCAACCAUAUGUCGAAGACAAUCCAAACUUCCAACAAGAAGAAGUCGGUCGUGUUUCUCGCGCUGCUAGAUCUCUUUGUAUUUGGGCUACAAUCCUUUACAAGUACGAAGACACAUUCAGAAAAGUCGAACCAAAGCAAUUGAAAGUCGCUGAAGCAACAGCAACUCUCAAAGCAGCUAAAGACGCACUCAAGGCCAAACAAGAUCAGCUCGCAGAAAUCGAAGCUGCAUUAGCCGCUUACAAGAAACAAUACGAUGAUUCAGAACGCGAGAAAUCUAGAUUGGCCAAUGAAAUUGCACAAACACAAGCCAGAUUACAACGUGCAGGCAAAUUGACAGUUGGUUUAGCUGAUGAACGUGUUAGAUGGAGUGAGCAAGUCGCAAUCAUGGAGAAGGAUGUCAUCUUCAUUCCAGGAGACUCCUUCCUUUGCGCUGCCAUUCUCAUUUACUUCGGUCCAUUCCCUGCUCUUUACAGACAAGAAUUACAAGAAGUCAUUAUCCAGAAAAUCACUGAGGCCGGUGUCAAAUUGGCAACACCAUUCUCAUUUGCUGAUUCUAUGGUUGAUCCAGCUGUCAUCAGAGAUUGGCAGUCCAUGGGCUUACCAAACGAUUCAACAUCAAUUGAGAACGCAUUGAUCAUCACACAGGCGCCGAAGUCUGCAUUGAUCAUUGAUCCUCAAAACCAGGCAACAGUUUGGAUCCGAAACAUGGAGAAAGAGAGACAAUUAGUUACAAUCAAACCAAAUACACCAAACUUCUACAGAGUAAUUGAAGGUGCCGCAAGACUUGGAAACCCAGUUCUACUUGAAGAUGUCCAAGAAACAUUAGAUCCUGCAUUAGACAGUUUGUUAAUGCGCAAGUAUUACAAACAAGAUGGAAAACUUAUGGUGAGAAUCGGUGACAGAGCUAUCGAAGUUGACGAGAAAUUCGCAUUCUAUGUCACAACGAAACUCACAAAUCCAUUGUACAUGCCAGACAUGUUUGUCAAAGUUUCCAUUGUCAACAUGAUUGUCACACAAACAGCUCUUGAAGCACAAUCUUUGUCACAAGUUGUAGGCUUAGAACGUCCAGAACUUGAAAAGCAAAAGAACGAUUUAGUUAUGAGCAUCACAGCCGACAAGAAGAUGCUUGUUGAAAUCGAAGACAAACUCUUAGAGUUGUUGAGAAAUGCCGGUGACAAGAUUCUUGAUAACGAAGAACUUAUCAACACAAUUGAUGAAGCUAAGAAGAAAUCACUUGAAGUCAAAGAACACGUCAGAAUUUGUGAAGAAGCAGAAGUCGAAAUCAACCAGUUACGUCUUGAAUACAAGCCAGUUGCUGUUCGCUCUGCUAUUUUGUUCUUUGUUACAGGUGACAUGGCAUCUAUCGAUCCAAUGUAUCAAUAUUCACUCGAAUUCUUCAGAGAUUUAGUUGAACAUUGUAUCAAGACAGCUCCAGAAUCAGAAGACCACCUUGGAACAUUGAUUAAGUUGAUUACUUAUUCAACAUACGUCACUGUUUCAAGAGGUCUUUUCGAACGCCACAGAUCAUUGUUUGCAUUCUCAAUGUGCUGCAGAAUCUUGAGAAACGAAGGCAAAUUAACAGACCAAGAGUGGGAUUUGUUCAUCAGAGGUCCUCCACUUAUUGAUAACCAAGAAGCGAAUCCACUUCCUAAAUUCAUUUCAGAUGCAAGAUGGAAUGAAUUAUAUUCUCUUGGAAAGAUUUUGCCACCAUUCCAGAAUGUUCCUAAAGCAAUUUCUAAAGAACCAGAAGCAUUCACAGACUUCUUGACAUCAGAAAGCACAGACAUCCCAGAGAUGUUCAUGAAACAACCACAAGCAUUCCAUAAAAUGUUGUUCUUCAAGACAGUUGCAAUCGAUCGUUUACAACACGUUAUGUUAGACUUCAUUUCAGAGAAUUUGGGAGAUGAUUUCACACGAUCUCCUGCAUUCGAUCUUAAAGAAUCAUACAGAACAACGAAGAACACAAUGCCACUCAUCUUCAUUCUUUCACAAGGUGCAGAUCCUCGUGACCAUCUCUUAAGACUUGCCACAGAAUUACAGAUGGACCAGAGAUUGAAGAUGCGUUCAUUAGGUCAAGGACAAGGCCCAGAAGCAGAGAAAGCCAUUCAAUCGGGUACACAACGCGGUGAAUGGAUUUACUUGCAGAACUGCCAUCUUUCGCUUUCAUGGCUUCCUGAGUUAGAAGCAAUUGUUUCUAAUCUCAAAGCAGAUGAAUGCCACAAAGACUUCAGAUUAUUCCUUUCUUCAAUGCCAACAAGUGGAUUCCCUGUUUCAAUCUUGAGAAACUCAAUCAAAGUCACCAACGAACCACCACGAGGCAUCAAAGCUCACUUGCAGAGACAAUUAGGAUCAUUACAACCAGAAGAAUUCGAAGGAUGCACGAAGCCAAGACCAUGGAAGAAACUUUUAUUCGGCUUGACAUUCUUCCACGCAGUUAUUCAAGAGAGAAAGAAGUUCGGACCACUCGGAUUCAACAAAGUUUACGAGUGGACAGAAACAGAUUAUUCAGUUUCGGUUUCAUAUUUGCGUAUGUUCUUAGACGAACAACCAACAAUUCCAUGGGAUGCAUUGAGAUUCUUGACAGGCGAAAUCAUCUACGGUGGUCGUGUCACAGAUGACUGGGAUCGACGCUGCAUGAUGUCCAUUUUGUCUAAAUACUACUGCCCAGACAUUCUUGGCGAAGGAUACUUCUUCUCAAGAGGCACAGUUUACUUCGCACCACCAGCAGAAGACUACCAGAAGAUGAUGGCUUACGUCAAUCAACUUCCAUUCAACGAUGAUCACGAUAUCUUCGCAAUGCACGAGAACGCAGAAAUCGCUGUCAGAAGACGCAUUUCAGAACAAAUGAUCAAGACAUUGCAAUCAGCUGGCGGCGCAAGUGCUACAUCAGGAAGUGGCAAUGACGCAGUUUUACAACUCGUCAAAGAUCUUAUGGAGAAGAUGCCAGUUUUAGGUGAUCCAGCGAAGAUGAACGAAUGUCUUCUCGAAGAAAAGAACGGAUGCUUAGAUCCACUUACAGUUGUUCUUAAACAAGAAGUUGAAAGAUUCCAGAAGAUGCUUAAGAACAUCACAGAUUCAUUGAAGGAACUAGAGAAAGCACUCAAAGGUUUAGUUGCGAUAUCGCCUCUUCUUGAGAAUGUAAUGCAAAGUUUGUUUGUAAACAAAGUGCCUGAUUCUUGGGCGGCUUAUCCAUCUCUCAAACCACUAGGUUCGUGGUUCGCUGAGUUAAUAAAGAGAAUAGAGUUCUUCAACACAUGGAUGUCACAAGGAAAUCCUUCAAGUUUCUGGUUGACUGCAUUCUCGUUCCCUCAGUCUUUCUUAACUGGAAUUCUUCAGAGACACUCAAGAGUAAACGAAAUUCCAAUAGACAACUUGUCUUUCGAGUGCGAAGUAGUGAACGAAGAACCACAGUCUUUCCCUGAAACUGGUGUUUACAUACACGGCCUGUUCUUCGAUGGUGCAAAGUGGUCUGUGCAGAAUGGAACAAUAGAUGAACAAGAUCUUGGACAGAUAUACACUGAAGCACCUUGGAUACACUUGAAACCAACAAACAAUAACUCACAGUUAACACAGAGCUACUAUCAGUGCCCAAUAUACAUAACAGCACAGAGAGAAGGUACUCUAUCAACAACUGGUACUUCAACAAACUUCGUUGUCGCAAUACAACUUCCAACAAAUCAAUCUCCUGAUCAUUGGAUACAACGCGGUGCUGCUUUACUUGUUGCAACUCCUGAAUAA